This is a messenger RNA of Dicentrarchus labrax (European seabass), 1481 nucleotides long. RefSeq names its product protein disulfide-isomerase TMX3-like. Gene Ontology annotation, molecular function: protein disulfide isomerase activity. Gene Ontology annotation, biological process: peptidyl-cysteine oxidation. Gene Ontology annotation, cellular component: endoplasmic reticulum. The transcript is spliced from 16 exons. The record is from RefSeq and is a predicted model, not a curated record. NCBI's taxonomy places the organism in Eukaryota, Metazoa, Chordata, Actinopteri, Moronidae. The coding region runs from base 107 to 1387 and encodes 426 amino acids.
UGAAUGUAACAUGUUAAUCCCACAGAUUAGGGUGUGUUCAUUCUGUUAGCAGUUAGCAGAUUAGCUCCGUUAAUCCCUCCACGCUGCAGCUUCUCCAUCAGUCAACAUGUCGGACUGGAGGAACGCCGUCCUGCUCUCAGUGCUGCUGGCUCUGUCAGUGUGUGUUUCUGCCUUUGUGGAGGAGUUGGAUGAUGACUUCAUGAAGACGAGACAAGCCGACGACAUCUGGCUCAUUAAAUUUUACGCCCCCUGGUGUUCGUUUUGUAAACAGCUGGAUCCUGUUUGGCAUCAGAUCGGAUCAGAACUCAGGAGUCUCGGCUCUCCGGUCAACGUCGGCAAAUCAGACGCCACCGCCAACACUGGAUUAGCCAAAGAGUUCAGGGUCAGAAGUUACCCAGCAAUCCUCAUGUGGAGGAAAGAUGUGAAAUAUAAUUAUGUAGGACCGAGAACCAAAGAUGGAAUCCUGGACUUUGCUAAUCGAGUUGCGGGGCCAUUGGUUCGAUCUCUGAGCAGUCUGCAGCUCUUCCAACACGCCAUGAACCGCCAUGAUGUCCUGUUUGUUUAUAUUGGAGCAACAUCACCUCUGAAGGGAAACUACACAUCAGUAGCUGAGGAGCUGAUUGUCCACACAUACUUCUUCUCUGCUUCUAGAGACGUCCUGCCGAAGGCCGUGUCCGUCCCCUCUCUGCCGGCUGUGGUGGUUUUUAAAGAGGGAACCUACUUCACCUUCAAUGAGGAACGUGACGGUGAUCUGAAGUCGUGGAUCAACAGAGAACGUUUCCCCAACUACCUGAAGAUCGACAGCUACACUCUGUACGCCAUGGGUGACUCAGGUAAACUGGUGCUUUUGGCACUGGUGGGGGAGAGGAGUCUGUGUGAGGAAAGUCUGAGGUAUAAAAGUCUUGUGGAGAAAGUGGCUGCAGACUACAGAGAGAUCUACAGCAGAAACUUCUACUUUGGUUUCAUGGAGGGGACUGACUACAUUAAUGGACUUGUGAUGGGUGAGGUCACCGUGCCCUCCUUCAUUGUGGUUAAUCUGUCCAAUGACGGCUACUUCCUGCCACUGGGCGCCAUAGGGACAGAGCGCCACCUGCUGGAUUUCUUAAAUGGGGUUCUGGACGGCAGCAUCCAGUGUCAGGGAGGAAACAGCUUCGAUCAGCGUGUCGGACGCUUCUUUUACGACGCCAAAGUAACACUGAUGCCGGUGUUCAGCCAGGCUCCGCUGCUCGGCUGCUUCCUGGUCGGCUUCCCGGUCGUCCUCGCCGCCGUCUUCUGCUACCUCUGCUGUAAGGCUCGGCCCACCAUGAGUGGCUACGAUGAUGGCUUGGCACUGAUAGCUUCAUCGCAGCAGCGCCGCAAAAAAACAAGCGACAAAAAGUCUGACUGAUGAUGAGGAUCAGGAGGAAGAUCUUCAACUACAACUGAUCACGAUUUAGAUCCAGAAAAUGUGUCUGAGCUGAAAUAAAACACAGUGAAACACC